This is a messenger RNA of Owenia fusiformis, 2721 nucleotides long. The record is from the annotation of a GenBank genome assembly. NCBI's taxonomy places the organism in Eukaryota, Metazoa, Annelida, Polychaeta, Sabellida, Oweniidae.
CUAUAGUGUUAAGAGUAAAAAGAAAUAAAAAACCUUUGAUUCUUAAAUAAUGCAAAUGUAUUGUUUUUACAUAACUUCAGAAUGGCAGCAAAGCACAGCAAAGACAGUCCCCUUACUGAUGUGCAUAAAAGGACUUUACAAAGAUGUCACUAUGAUAUAGUCCCAAACCUGGAAAUCAGGGAUUUAGUCGAUGUUUGCCACCGAGAUGAGAUUCUAACAAGCUCUAUGAUCGAAGAAGUUAUGGCAGAGAAAACAGCCUCAGAGAGAUGUAGAAUCUUUUUACGAAAACUAGAAACACGUUCUAUAAAAGCAUUUAAUUCAUUUAUUGAAGCAUUGAAGGAACAUUAUGAUUUUUUGGCAACAAUGAUUGAAAUGCGACUCCGUGAGGAAACUCUUGUCCAAGCUAGCAUCAAUUUAGAACUUGCAUUUGACAUUGCCCCAGUUGAUGUAGAAGCACUGGAACCUAACGAACUUAGCAACAUGCAAACUAUGUUAAAGAACAUUGAAGCCUUGGCACAAAAACUGAUAGUCAAGUAUAAUGUUGAGAAAAAAGCAGCCAAAGCAGAUGACAAAGAUGGUGCUUUUAAUGGAGAUGAACAAACAAACAAGCUGCAUAUAGAUCAGGUUCCUGAAAGAACAGAUGGAACACAGAGAGAACCAUUCACCUCAUCUGACAGGAUGUUGCUGGAUGUUGCUCAAAUCAAAGAGAGUAAGUCCAUCGAAGAGAAUGUUCUCAAUUUCACAAGAUCUAUAAUAGUCCUAUCAAAUGGACUCUAUGUUAUGUGUGGAGCAGAUGCAGAAUUAAAUGUAUACAAAAAAAGUUAUAAAACCUUGCUGUGUGACAAUCAGUGUAAUGUUUUGAAGACUCUAGUUGCAGAUAAAGCGUUAUGUGUAGCAACUUAUGCUGACAUGGUGGCAGUGUGGACAGGUUAUGACAAUGAUACUGGUAGAGUGAGGUUGUUUGACAUCAGAGGUGAACCCAUAAGAGACAUACUAAUACCCACUAUAGAAAACCCAAUGGCUAUAGCAUUCAACGAGCACCAAGAGCUAAUCAUAGCUAAUCACACAGACAAAACGAUUUCUCACUUCAACAUCAUUACACGUAAUGUUACAAACACAACUCCAAGUGGGAUGUUCAAAGCCAUGGUCAGCAUUGCCUCCAUCAACCACAACUCCAUUUUAAUCGCUGACUUUGAAGAUGCGUCUGUGAAAAUCAUCAACAGAAAGGGGGAUCUGCUAGCCUUCUAUAGAGGUGAGGGAGACUACAAUUUGAAGUAUCCUAUGAGUGUUUGCGUUGAUAGUGCUGGUUACAUCAUCAUAGCUGACUAUGGAAAGCACAACAUCCAGCUCCUCUCCCCUGAGGCCAAUUUCAAGAAAAUCAUAAUGAGUGAAAGUGAUGGAAUUAAAUACCCUAGUGCAGUUACUCUGAACAACCAGGGGGACCUUGUAAUUGGCACAUCCAAAUCAGCAAAUGUGUAUGUAGUCAAAUAUAUGGUCUGAUCACCCUAAAAAUGCAAUCUGAUUUUCGACGCCGUUUCUGUGCCAAACUUUGGUGCCUAAUUCGGCACCAAAUGGACUGACUAGUCCGGUAGCAAAUUUUGGUGUCGAAAGGUUUCAGUGCCAGAACGGUGUCGAAAUGGUGCUGGAACAGUGCCAAAUUUGUUCGAUGCCAAAACGGCGUUGUAGCUACUUUUCUUGUAGUUCCAACUAGGCGUCAGACAGUUAAUCUAAACUGCAUACUGCAGAGCUCCAACCAUCAUUGGCCACAACUGUAGGCUCAAUUCUCGGAUUUCACAUUAAUUGAGGAAAAGUACAGUUCAUAAAUACAUGUGCACCUAAAAUAACGCAGAUCAAGAAAAAAUGACUGCUGAGGACAUUGAGAAAAACACCAAUGGAUGAGAAAGAUAUUCAUGUUCAAGUAUUAGAUUCAGCUAACACCAAUAUCAUUUCAACAGUAAAGUGUCUAGUAUUACAUUUGAAAAACAGAGACAUAGCCUGAAACAUGAGAUAAUAAAUACAUGGUUAGGUUAAUUUUGUUUUACAUUCUUAUGAUCAUACAGGUAGCAGAAUAUAAUGGUGCAAUAAGAACUAAAUAACAAAACGAAAAACCAAACUGAGGGAUUCAAAAACCAAACUGAAAAUGGUGACAACACCUGAUCCCUACUAUCAAAUAAAAACAACUUUAUAAUUUAUAAGCUACAGUACACAUUUUGUAAAUUUGUGAGCAUGAAAACAAAUAUGAGGAACUUUUUUAUAACGUAAACAUUGAAAUAGCAAUGGAAGACUUGGGUUGCAUUGAGGACUUUUGGAGGGAAGUGUGAAAGAUUAUGUACAUGUAUGUUUAAAACAAAUUGAAGAAAUAAAAAUUCUAAUCAAGAUUUUUACCUGGUUCAGCCAGAUUCAGAUUGCCCAUGUGAAUCUCUGUGUUAUUCUCUCCAUGACCAAUAGCAAUCAGAUAGGACUUGGUAUGCAAAUCAAAGUCUUGAGAUUUAACUCUGUCAACACAGUGCUGUAAGAUCACUGUUGGCUGUGUGGAUACACUAUAGUAUGUGCCUAGGACUUCUACUAAACCAUACUGGAAAUAAAAUAUUAAUCUGAUACACUAUAGUAUGUGCCUAGGACUUCUACUAAACCAUACUGGAAAUAAAAUAUUAAUCAGAUGCACUAUAGUAUGUGCCUGGGACUUCUACUAAACCAUACUGGAAAUAAAGUAUUAAUCAG